Salvia splendens (bonfire salvia) is the source of this 1426-nucleotide messenger RNA. Its product is annotated as protein TIFY 4B. The transcript is spliced from 9 exons. Lineage: Eukaryota; Viridiplantae; Streptophyta; Magnoliopsida; Lamiales; Lamiaceae. Gene Ontology annotation, biological process: regulation of defense response; response to wounding; regulation of jasmonic acid mediated signaling pathway. Gene Ontology annotation, cellular component: nucleus. Bases 169 to 1206 code for a protein of 345 amino acids. The record is from RefSeq and is a predicted model, not a curated record.
UAUGACAAAGCUGCGACGCCGCGGCCAUUUUUCCCGCAACAACCAUUCCACCACGCUCACUCGCUCCACACCCUCGAAUUUACCAAAAUAGCCUCAAAUUCCGCUCGAAUUCCCCUCUUUAGCCCUCGAUCUGCCGCCUCGCUUUCGCCGGAGAGCUAAUCGGAAUAGAUGCCGGAAUCUAGCCCCGCGCCGCCGGAGGAGACCGCCGCUAAGUCGCCGCUCGACAAGCCGCUCCACCUGCUCACGGAGGAUGACAUUGCUCAGGUCACUCGCGAAGACUGCCGCCGUUACCUCAAGGAGAAAGGAAUGAGGAGGCCUUCGUGGAACAAGUCUCAGGCGAUUCAGCAAGUGAUAAUGCUCAAGACGCUCCUCGAAUCGACGCCGGAUUCGGACGCUGCUGGUGCGCGCAAGCGCCUCCGCAUUUCGCGCCCUAACAAUACCGAUAGCAGCAGCAAUGUUGCUCUGGAGAGUGUUCCCAGAGGAACAACUGCUGAGGCGGAGAAUUCUUUAUCCGCUGAGGAAACGACGCCGCAUUCUGUGAAAGAUCUCGACAAACCUGAUUCUUCGGGUGCUCUGUCUAGCCGUUUUGCCGCCGCAAAUGAUGAAUCUACUCAGCUUAGAACCCCAGGUUCGAGAACUAUGCCUCUCGGCCAAAUGACAAUAUUCUAUUGUGGCAAAGUGAAUGUGUAUGAUGAUGUCCCUGCAGAUAAGGUACGGACAUUAAUGCAUAUUGCUGCAAGUCCUCUACAGGUUCCGGAUGAACAGCCAGUUGAUGGUUCUGUAGGACUGCAACCUUUACCGUGCAUCCCAAAAACUGUUAGCUCUGCUCGUCAGGAUUCAGCUGUUCUUAUAUUGCCAACUCUCCCAGCAGAGAAAAUGAAUGAAAGCACCUCACUGCCUGGAGAAGAAACAAAAAAGCUACGGGAAGAAACCCCUGUGGAAGGACCGUCAACCAGAAAAGCAUCUGUACAAAGAUACCUUGAGAAGAGAAAAGACAGGUUUAAGAGCAAGGGAAAGGCUGGAAUGACCCCGUGUGCGAGAUUGGAUGUUUAUAUUAACCAUCAAAUGGGUAAUCAACUGCCAAGAAUUGACACUUCCAUAACCCGAAUCAGAAAUCCUUCUAACCCUACACGGUGCAGUUCGAUGGAAAAUGAUUCAGUGAAGAAAGUUUGCCUUUCUACUGGUCUGAGUUACAAAGGUGUAUAGGUGGAUGCACGCGCCUUGUUGAAAUUUUGUACCACGCGAGUCUGUAGGGCCGAGUUUGUUCUUCGUUGGUUGACUAUCUCAUCCCUCCCAUGUAUGCUCUUUGCCAUCUUGUGUCAAUUAGGUUCAACCAUCCCUUAGUUUAAUUGACAACUAAACAGUAGUACUUGUCAAAUUCAUCGGAUGUUGACAAUCUUUCAAAAUGGAGCUGUUGAUUACCUCA